CACAACUAUAUUGGCACAAAUGCGUAAUGUGCGCCAAAGUUUUCGUUGCGCACAUGUAGGCUAUAAAGGCUAAAGAAUUCGGCACACAUGCAUCCUAACCGCGGUAUAUUGUUCUAUUCAGGGAACACCAGUUGAAGUAUUGGAUGAAGAUGUAUGCUCUCUCGGCUCAUCCUCCCCAUCGCUGCGAGAGAUUGUAUAUCCGCCUCGGUCGGGUAGAACUGUUUGUGCAAGUUGCAGUGAGGAAAUUGUGGAUAAAUACUUGCUGAAGGUUAACGAUUUGUGCUGGCAUGUGCGUUGUCUCUCCUGUAGCAUGUGUCAAAUAUCGCUUUGCAGUCAUACAAGUUGUUACAUCAAAGACAAAGAGGUCUUCUGCAAAUUGGACUACUUUAGAAGGUAUGGAACAUGGUGCGCGUGCUGCGGCCGAAAUAUAUACUCUACCGACUGGGUCCGCCGGGCGAAGGGCAACGUAUACCACCUGGCGUGUUUCGCCUGUUUCUCCUGUAAGAGGCAGUUGUCCACGGGGGAAGAGUUUGCCCUGGUGGAGGAGAAGGUGCUGUGUCGUGUACAUUACGACUGUAUGCUGGACAACCUGAAAUGUGCCCUGGAGAAAGAAAGUGGUAUGAACCUAGAGGGGACGAUGCCAACAGAACAGCAAGUGAAUCAGCCCAGGCCGUCGAAGAGAGCGCGCACCAGCUUCACCGCUGACCAAUUACAGAUAAUGCAGGCACAGUUUUCCCAGGACAACAACCCGAAUGCCCAGACCCUGCAGACGCUGGCAGAGCAGACAGGCCUGAGUAGGAGAGUCAUACAGGUUUGGUUCCAGAACUGCAGAGCACGCCAUAAGAAGCAUGUGAGCCCCAACCACUCCUCAGCCACGCCGUUGUCCUCCCUGCAGCCCGGCUGCCACUCCCAGCCCACCCCAGCCCCAGAAGAGCGGCAGUACACAGCCUACAGCACCCCAGAGGGAUCCAUGCUCACUGCUCUGCACUCCUACAUAGAUGUGCACUCUCCUCAGUCUAAGCUAUUCCAGCCCCUGCUGUCCCUCCACACCAUGACCUCCCAGCCUGUGACACACGCCUGA
Messenger RNA from Oncorhynchus mykiss (rainbow trout), 1081 nucleotides. The record is from RefSeq and is a predicted model, not a curated record. Lineage: Eukaryota; Metazoa; Chordata; Actinopteri; Salmoniformes; Salmonidae.